AUGAGUGAAGGGAAAAUAUCAAAGACAAGUCUAUUACUGUUAAUUUAUGAAAUAAUUAAUAUAAAUAUUGACCUUUUGAAAAAUAAUGAAUAUGAGUUUAGCAGCUUUAGUAGCUCCUCAGAUCAUCAUCAAGAAGACCGCAAUGAAAAGAGGUUACCCUAUGAGAAUGAGGAGGAGAAGGAAAAUGAAAAAGAAAGGAACAAAAUAAAUAAUAACACUAAUAACAAUAAUAAUAAUACUAAUUGCAAUAAUGGUAAUACUAAUAGUAAUAAUAACAAUAAAGGUAAUCGUAAUAGUAAUAAUAACAAUAAAUGUAAUCGUAAUAGUAAUAAUAAUUAUUAUGAUAGCAAUAAUGACAGUAACAAUGACAGUAACAAUGACAGCAACAAUGACAGCAAUAUUGAUAGCAACAAUGAAAUGAGCAAUAAUAACAUAUAUGGACAACACUAUAAUGAGAGAGAUAGAAUAAUUAAUAAUCUUAUGUAUUUAGAAAAUAAUAAUGAAGAAAAAAAUUAUAUAAAUAUUUUAUCAAGUAAAUUUAAAGAUAUGGGUAAAAGUAUAGGUAUAAAAUUAAUUGAACGCAUGUUGAUAUAUAAAAAUGAAUUCAACGAUGUUAAGGAUAUUUUAAAAUUUAUAGGAAGAGAUAUAUGGUUUAUUUUAUUUAAUAAAAAUGCUGAUAAAAUACAAACAUACAAAAAAGGUGUAUAUAUUGUUGUGGAUAACGAUAUAGGCAUGUAUUUGAAACAUCUUUUAAUUGAUGAGACAAAUCAGAAAAAUAAUUUUAUUCAUUAUUUUUUAAUUUUAAUUAUUGGCAUUAUUAAAGGAAUACUAAAGAGAUUUAGGAUAAAGGGCUAUGUGACUUAUAACCUGAAUUACCCUCACUGCUCCUUUCAAAUAAACAUAAUUGACGACUAA
Molecule: messenger RNA, 915 nt
Organism: Plasmodium malariae
Lineage: Eukaryota; Apicomplexa; Aconoidasida; Haemosporida; Plasmodiidae
Product: trafficking protein particle complex subunit 6A, putative
Exons: 2
Coding region: 1-915 (304 amino acids)
Biological process (GO): endoplasmic reticulum to Golgi vesicle-mediated transport; regulation of GTPase activity
Cellular component (GO): trans-Golgi network; cis-Golgi network; TRAPP complex
Source: RefSeq, a predicted model, not a curated record